UUGCCCUUGAGGGGUUAAUAACAGAGCCGUCGGGAGACCGGUAGUCUGUCGAACUGAACUGGAACUGAAACCUUUGUAACUGCAACCAAAUAACAGCCAAGUCCAUCAACUUCUCUCUAAAUUUCAAUUCAAUGAGCCAUCAAAACCUCGACGAAUCAAACAUCCUCAAAACGACAAUACAAGAUAACACAAUCCUGAAACAAGUUCGAGUUCCAGAAGUGGAAGCUAUUGAUGAGGACUUGCAUAGACUCCUCGUACCUGAUGUCUGCAAUCUUCCUCUCGUUCCUCCCUCUGCAAUCGAAACUAACUUCGUCUCGUAUUUCGCUAAAGAUUUUAUGAAGGCAGGGCACGACCAGUAUGUUUAUCGCCAUGCCAAUGGUUUAUGUGUGAUCGGUCUGGCUCCUACCCAUAUGGCUUUUAAGGAUGAAGGAGGAAUCAGCACCGUUGAUUUUAAUGUUGGAAAGUCUGAUCGGAGUGGCAUUAAGGUUACUGGGAAGCGCAAAAAGAAUGCACAGCACUUCGAGUCUAACACAGCUCUUUGUAAAGUUUGCACAAAAGAUUCUUCCUAUAUUGUCAGGUGUUGUGUUAAGGGCUCACUAUUGGAAGUGAAUGAUAAACUAAUCAAACAGCCAGAACUGCUUAAUUCUUCGGCAGAUAGAGAAGGAUACAUAGCCAUUAUUAUGCCAAAGCCAGCAGAUUGGCUGAAGGUCAAGGCUUCAUUACUAAGCCUUGAAGAAUACAAGAAAUUGAAUGAAUGUAGGUGAGCAUCAUGAUACUUGAAUCGGUUUCUUGGCCUCGGAGAAAACAUGAAAUACAGAAACAUGCUGCCUGACAAAGGCAUUUGCUGGGAAUCUCAGCAAAAGCAAGGCAAUUCAGAUGCUCUCUCUACCCCAUUUUUUAAUGUUGUUGUGUUAAAUUAUUUAUAUCAAUAAUGAUUUUGUAUGGAUAGAAUAAGAACAUUAAUUGAGUAAUUGGAUAAUGCUUUAUAAUGUAACUCUGAGCAAGAAUGCUGAGCGAAAACAGGGAAAUGCAGAUCUCUCUACUGAUGUUUUAUGUACA
Jatropha curcas is the source of this 1059-nucleotide messenger RNA. Its product is annotated as Single hybrid motif superfamily protein. The record is from RefSeq and is a predicted model, not a curated record. NCBI's taxonomy places the organism in Eukaryota, Viridiplantae, Streptophyta, Magnoliopsida, Malpighiales, Euphorbiaceae. Gene Ontology annotation, cellular component: nucleus.